GCAUAUGCAACUGCCCGUGAGUCAGUCGCGUCGCAUGUUGUCUGCUCAUCGCUAUCGAGCCAAAAGGGCAGUGUGCUACCCUGUUCUGUUCCCGUUGCAUUGGGCUUGCACCCGAUAGAAGAAGAAGAUGCAGAGACUGAACUCUGUCCUCCGCCAGGGACAAAAAGCUAUUGUGGAUCUUGGAUUGCUCACGGUCUUGCGUUCUGAGAUCGCCCACGAGCUCUCGUCCAAUCGCUUUCAGAAUGACCAAAUUGGUGAUCUUGGGGAUUUUGUGGUUGACUGGGAUGCACCGGAAUCUGAAGAUGUGCUUUUGAGGAGAAAAUGUGAAUCCGGUGAGGAAGUUGCUGUUUCGGCAUUGUUGGGUCCACAAAUGUAUGGUGGAGAGGGCAUGUUUCCCAGGGAAGUUCUAAUGAAGGUCUGUUUCAAAAAGCCAGGCUUCAACUCCAUCUUACAGUUUGAUUGCGGUGUAUGCAGUGGAACUGAUAGUGGGUCUGAAUUACACUUACGCGGUGCCUACUAUCUCCCAUCACCUGCGUUAUUGCAUCAUUCGCUCUACAAAGGCCCUUUGUUCAGCACAUUAGACCAUCAUUUGCAGGACAAACUCAAGGAGUACCUUGUGGCAAAAGGAAUUGGAAGAGGCCUCACCGACUUCCUUCUCUCAUACUUGCAUAGGAAGGAGCAAAAUCAGUAUGUAAGCUGGUUGCAAAAACUCGAGAGCAUGUUGGCUACCAACGUAUGACUUUAGGCAAUUGAUAGAACAUUUAUUCUGUCUUACAGUUCUUUCUCUAUUUUUCUCUCAACUCACCCACAGAAAUACUAAACUUUUUAAAUCAAACGGCAUAUGUUGGCUCCAUCAGUUUCUCUUUCUGCUCUUAUCUGACUGUUUUUGUCAGUUAACUGAAGUGGAGUGUGCAAAUUUUCUUUUGGCAAAUAGAAGCUAAAUGUGAAGCAGCUAAGAUAGCGUUUACUUACCUAGCAGUAUUGGUUUGCAUUGAAACUGAAAUCUGGUUGAUGAGGAACAU
Messenger RNA from Rhodamnia argentea, 1022 nucleotides. RefSeq lists its product as uncharacterized. The record is from RefSeq and is a predicted model, not a curated record. Gene Ontology annotation, cellular component: mitochondrial matrix. The transcript is spliced from 3 exons. The coding region runs from base 128 to 739 and encodes 203 amino acids. NCBI's taxonomy places the organism in Eukaryota, Viridiplantae, Streptophyta, Magnoliopsida, Myrtales, Myrtaceae.